AAUAAGAUUUAACUAAAAAUAGAAGAUUUUUUUUGCAAAUCCCUUUCUUUGAUCAGAUAGUGAAAGCGAUUCUAUAUUUGCAGAUCGAUCUCCGAGUUCGCUAAAUCGCCGGGAACUUUUACUGAAUAUUUGAGGCAGUCAUGUCUUCGGAUCCUGACAAAAUGAUGUCCAAAGCCGACAAAAUGACAAAGCUCACGCUUACUAGAUGGAGUGCUGAUUGGAGAGGUGCUACUGAGUUGUAUGAGCAAGCAGCAAAUGGGUUUAGAGCAUCAAACAAAUAUGAGAAAGCUAAAGUGGCUCUCGAGAAAGCUUCAAAAGGACAAGAGAUGCAAGCUUCUCCCUGGGAUGCUGCAAAGCAUAUGGAGUCUGCUGCUGCCUUAGCACAGAAGCUAAGUAUUUGGAAUGAAGUUGUUGAUUUUUAUAGAAAGGCGUCUGAGCUGUAUGUUGAGUGUGGAAGAGCACAACCUGCAUCAGAUGCUCUUGGAAAGGCUGCCCGUGCUUUGGAAGAUGUCAAACCAGAUGACGCCAUCCAACUAUACACUGAUGCUUGUGAAAUUCUUGAAGAGGAUGGAAGGGACCAAAUGGCCUUUGAUCUGUACCGUGCUUGUGCUAAUGUCUACAUAAAGCUCGAGAAGUUCACAGAUGCUGCAACCUUUUUCUUAAGAUUGGGUGUUGCUGCUGAUAAGUGCGAUGCCACAAAUAGCCAGUGUAAGGCCUAUCUCAGUGCAAUCAUCUUAUAUCUGUAUGCUCAUGACUUGCAGCAGGCAGAAAAAUGCUACAACGACUGUUCUCAGAUUGAUGCUUUUCUGAAGAGUGAUCAGAGCCGAAGUGCUAGUAGACUUCUCACAGCCUAUAAUGAAGGUGAUAUUGAAGAAAUCAAGAAGGUGGCGAGUUCAAGCACUGUCUCGAAUUUGGAUCAUAUGAUCAUCAAGUUGGCUAGAAAGCUACCCACUGGAGAUGUUACUGCAAUUCAGAUGAACACUAAUGACGAUCUAGACGAGGAUGAUCUCACUUAAAGUUUCUCCUCUUUGUACAGAUUCAGAUUUCUCUACGCUUUGCUUCUUUACAAGCCAAAGAUUAAAAAAGAUAUAUUAUCAUAUUAGUUCAAACUUCAAAGUAUUGUGUGUGAAUGAUUCAAUUAAAACAAAAGCAAACACAUCUAAAGUCUGUUUAUUUUUAUUUGUUAAUACAGAGGCUGGUUUGCUAUUCUUCAUUUGACAAGAAUUUUAAUAAACAGUUCAAUUUAAA
Arabidopsis arenosa is the source of this 1248-nucleotide messenger RNA. Lineage: Eukaryota; Viridiplantae; Streptophyta; Magnoliopsida; Brassicales; Brassicaceae. The record is from the annotation of a GenBank genome assembly.